Porites lobata is the source of this 13258-nucleotide messenger RNA. The record is from the annotation of a GenBank genome assembly. NCBI's taxonomy places the organism in Eukaryota, Metazoa, Cnidaria, Anthozoa, Scleractinia, Poritidae.
AUGUGGAACAGCAAUCGAUCGCGUCCGUCAAACAAAGAAGCGGGGCCAUCUUUGGUAACGGGCGAGCUGGGCAUCGUCAGUAGGUAAGCUGAAUUUCUCUUAUUUACACUCUCAAUAUUAACGUCUUAGCUAUAUUAAAAUAAUGUAUGUACCAUAGCUCUUUGUAAUUCCCUUAAAAACGGGAGUACAGUUUAGACUUUUUCGUUUCAAGGAACGAUCGAGAGACAGUUGACAAAGUUGCGGUUACUUGCUCAAUGAUUUGUAAGCUCAUUGUCUUUCGAUCAACAAAACUUUGCGUAAAACCUAUCCUAAAAUGUUUUCUGUUUUCAAGACUUUAUAAUUAUUUUGUAUUUUGCAUUUGUCUGUACAUCGAUAAGCUAAGCCUUGGUGAACAUGGCCGUGCUUUUUUCUGUCCCCAAACUAGUAUGGGUUUUUUUCCCAAGCUAUGGGACAUACCAUUUUUUAUCAGCAUCCCCCACCCCCUACCCCAUGGAAGGCAUAAUGUGAUAAUAUCCAGAAGGACCCUGUUGGAAUCUAAUAUUUUAACCACAAUAAAGGGUUUUGGAAUUAGCAUUUAACUCACAAGGGCCUUUUGGAAUCUCGGAUUACUACAAGGCCUUAGGAAAGUGGGGAUUUGGGAACCUUAGGAAUCGCAAUUUAAGGGCCUGUUGGAAUCAUGCAUUCCAUAGAGGGGGUGCAGGUGGAAUGUCCCUUUACGGCUCUGACACUUAAUAACAAAGUUUUCUAUUCUAUUCUAUUCUAAUUUGUACUUGCAUGUAGAUUGACCUGCUCGCCUGAGUUGGGGGAGGGUGGACUUUCUAGUACAGUCAAAACUCUCGUAGAGACCACCUCAGAAAAUUUGAAAAAGUGGUCGUAAACUAGAGCUGGUCAUUUACAAGAAUGAGCUCUCCCCAAAAACGGCUAAUAAGAGCUGAACCACAUUCUGCGUAUCAUCCAGUCCAAUUUUUUAUUUAUUUGUUUCUGACACACAAACAAUAUUAUUGCAAUACAUUACAUUUAUGAUUCAUUACAAUAAAUUCUAAUUCUCGGUUACUAAAUUUUACCUUACGUCAAAACAGGUAACUGUUAUCGUUUACGGAAGGGAAGAAAGUGAAAGAAAAAGAAAAAGAAAGACAAAGUCCACAAAAAUAAUAUAGCUUAUAUGAUUAUAUAGUCCUCCAUCCCCCAUCUGCCUGUUUGUCACUUGCACUUAAAUUAAGUGUGUAGAUCAAAUUAUUUUUGUUUGAAAGUAGCCCAUUUCUUCCUAAAGGAGGCUAAGUUAUUAUUAUCAAAAGCAAUCUGUUUCUUAAUUUCCAUGGAGCGUAUGACUCCAACCUGAUUUUAGUCAGCAUUGUUAUUGGCAACAAUCUUAGACAAUUACAGCAUUUAAAGUGUUGUGGCACGAAAAUUAACAUAACAUGGUGCACAGAUUAUGAAAAUACUUUCGCAUGAAUAGAGUCUGAUUGUAAGUUGAAAUUUGGCUUAUGAAAAGCAUUUCGUACACUUAACAGUCAAAUUUGUUCCUGCAUUUCUUAAGCACUUUGAAACGUUUCAGCAGGUCCUGAGGGAUCGUCCCGUGCACGUUCUUGUAAUGUUUGGCAAUGGCGGAGGACUGUUGUUUAUGUCCUUUUACACGAUUGUGUAAAUGUCCACGUGUGUAACGUACAUGUACAUAGCCUGCAGCACACAGGUCACACUGGAAGCUAUAAACUACACACUGUUCAUUUACGAUCGGUGGCUUUGCUUCUUUCACAUUCAGUCCUUGUUCAAUUUUCCGGCUGGUAAACACAGGCUGGAUGGUGGUGUUUACUUUUAGGCUCAGAUCCUUCGUGACAAAAACUUUGAAACACUUAUUUUAGGAUGAUUGUUAGCAAACCAAAAUAUAUGGGUAAUACAUGUUCGGAAAUACAAGUCAAUUGCUGAUGAGUCAAGAGCUGAUGAGAACACAUGUCUACCCUGAAAUGCAUCAGUGCACAUUAAUACUCAGUAGUAUGUGAGUUACCUCUUUGUUUAGAGGUGUUAUAUGUCAGUGAAUGGUCAACAAGCUUCAAACUGGCAAAUCCAAAAAAAUUUACUUGCAAAAUGCCAAGUGCAACUUUCACUUACUAUUGAAACUCAAAUUUUUAAAUACCCGAUGCACAUCUAUUUCGAUCAUGAAUUGAGGAAACAGUCAUAUUUCACAACAUGACAAUGGACAUCAAAAGUCGAACCUCAUACGACGGCACUUGCUUUCAUAAAUGAAACUUCUUUGUGAUGACCAAAUUUGCAUCAAUGACACUUUGUCAUAGGUACAUUGUAGCGAGACUUAAGAAAUUAAAAGGAGUGUUCCAACUUUAACUAACAGAACUUGAGAUACAAUCCACUGCGUUACCACAAAUCGGCAAGGCAUGGGCUUGAAAAUAAAAUCCUAGGAUUUCUAGGCUUUAGUAGUAUAUAAAGAAUUAUGCAGAUCUCAAAGGGUAUUAUCCACCUCAAUCCGCAUAAUUCUUCAUAUCCUACUCAGCCUCAUUCAGUAAUUGCUAAAUAAUUUCAUUUCAUGCCGAUUUUGUCACUUUCAAAAUAAGAGCUCUAAUUUUCAGCUCUUUAAAGAACGCCUUUUAUACUACAGGUGUAUGAACACAUAAAAAAGUAGGAUGCCGAGCAAUUUUACAAGUGAAACCCAGUUGCAUGUCACCAAAUUUACAGUAGCUCGAUUAUUCACGGCUGAAGUUUGUCAUGAAAAGUUCCUUAGAAUGAGCAACUAUCAAGCUUCUUCAAACCCAACAAUUUGUUUGUUUGUUUUUUUUCAACAAUGCACCACAAAGCACUGUCACGGUGAAUAACGAAUUCAAAGAAAAAUCUUUUCCUUCCUGACACGUAAGCGCUGAUGCAUGCCCUCAUCCGAGCUGAUACGUCCAUUGCAUCAGUUUUGCCUCUGUAUUGUUUGCUUAGUUCUGGCCUGCACUUUGGCUUCCUUUGUUUUUGCAGGUAUACCCCUCUGAAACAGCGAACAGCCAACAGAUUGCCAGCUAACUUGAGGCUCUCCAUAGAGGAUGUCUUUAGGCAUUCAGUCAUCCUCCAUUUUUCUGGCAAGCUUAAGCACAGUGGUAGAUGUACAGCAUAUUGUUAGUGGAGUCUUGAAGUGUCUGAGAUGUGCAUUGUCCUUCAAGUAAAGCUCUUGGUAGGUAUUCCAACUCAUUUCUGGGUCCAUCUUGCCAUGGUCAGUGCAGUGAAUUUGUUACAGCUGCACCUCUAAAACUAAUUCAUGGUAUGCGUCCCAUAGGACACAAAGAUCGAUCAAUCUGAACAUGUGUAUUUGUAGAAAUAUUCUGUUCGUGCAAUUUCUGUGGCAGUUAUAAUAGCUGUUGUUUAACGAUGCAUAAUUAUUUCUUUUAGUCUUUGCUGUCUUUGCAGGACAAAUUUCAGUAGCCUGUAAUACAGAGAUAUGGAGUCUAGCUGUCUUCAGAUUAACUGUCUGGUUACAUAGAGGCCCAAGCAUUUUCAAGUUCUAAAAAGGCUUCUUUUCUAUCUAGAAACGUUUUCUCUAGGGCUUUUAUACUUGUCUCUAAAAACAAACAAUCAAGAAAUUUCAAUUUUUUACUAAAAGCAUGAGCUAACCUCUUUGGAUGAAAUCCAAUCUGGUGACUAUGUAGAAUCAAUAUUAAUUAUUUUUGGCUUCUUUUCCAUGUAGAACAUCAAGUAACCUUUUUUCCUAGGCUGUUUUAGCCCAAAACAAUGAUUUUUGACUAUAAGUAUGCGUGGGUAACCCCUGUGGAAAGUCUAAUCCAAUAUGGUGACUAUUGUCUAAAAAUUCUUUUUCAUCAAGAAUAUUCCAAAACAUCUCUUCUAGGGUUUUUUUUUUAACCAAAAACAAACAAUCUAGAAAUUUCAAAUUUUUGACCCAAGGCAAGGUAGCGUUCAAUCUAGAAAUUAGUCAAAAUGGGUCAUACCUGUACAUGUAUAUCCCACAUAGCAUUUUAAAUUGGGUUUGGGUCAAGUGAAACUAUGAUAUUGAAAUUUUGUGCAACUGACAUCACCAAACUGACUUCGCCAGCUUUACCAUCCUUUCCAGCCCAUCUUUAUGCUUUUCAGUUUCAUGAACUUAGUUUUUGUUGUCCUUUCAUAAUGAAACAAAAACAAAAGAGCAAUAAGUCAACAAAUGAAGCAUGAAUCGAUCAGCAAAGCAACGUGUGUAGAAAGUCAAAAUGUAUGCUCCAGUCUCUCCUGCAAUUGUGUGGAACGCCUAACGCAAAAAACUACUCAUACGCACAAAGUCUGAAAUGACAGUCAUUUCAGGCUUAUAAGCUCACCUAUUUUUCAAAGUUUACCUUUAUUAUUGCCUGUUAAUUUGGAAAUACUUACAUAUGAACUAACUUCUUUUUUGCGUCAGUAUGAUGUUUUUUCAUUUUGCGUCAAAAGAGAAUAUUCCGCGUCAAUGACACAAAAACGCGUCUUAGAUUGAACACUACAAGGCCUAACCCCUUUGGCAAAAAUCAACCAUGGGGACUAGAUGUAUGUGUAACUGAUGUUAAUUUUUAUUUACUCAAAAAGCUUCUUUUCUGUCUAAAACAUCAAGAAAUGUUUUUUCCCCCAAACAAUCAAGAAAUAAACCAGUUUCAAAUUUGUAGCGGCCACUGAAUAGAAUCACUGAAGACUCAUUUAUACAGGGUUAGUUGUACACAGGUCUUUUUCUGACUGGAAUGUGUCAAUAUAAUUAUUUACUUUAGGUCGACACUAACCCUGUAUAAAUUUAGUAUUCAUUGCUUCUUUUCAACGGUCGCAACAAAUACGAAAAUGGACCGUAUUUCAAAUUUUUUACCUUUGACAAAAUCUGAUAUGGUGACUAUGUAAUAUUAUUAUUAUUUUUAUCAUCUCAAAAGGCUUCUUUUCUAUCUAGAACAUCCCUGGUCUUGUUUACCCAAAAACAAAGAAACAAGAAAGUUCAGAGUUUUAACCAAAAGCAUGGGCUAACCCCUUUUUGGGAAAAAACAAAAAGGAAUGUGGCAACUAUGAAAAAUCAAUACUUUUGUUGUAUAAAAGGGCUUCUUUUUUAUCUAGAACAUCCUGAAAUGUUGAAAGAUCUUUGCCCCGUGUCAGUGUUCUCCCUUAAUUUUAGCUCAGCAGGUACAGUGUAAGGGACCAUUCAAGGCCAAAAAUUUGCACCAGAGGUGCAAUUUCCUGUGGGGAAAGGGGUAGUGGAGUGAGGGACAUGGCCCUGCUCUUGCUUGGAAAUUUAGGAGCUAAGUUCUCUGAGACGUCAUUCCUUCAUUUUAAGACCUACAGUGUAUUUUACACAAAUCUGUCCUUGUCAUCUUUAGACAACAAGUUUUUAAAAAAGUUUAAUUCCAAUAAUUUUACUCUGUCUUCAAUGUUCUCUUUCCAAAAUUUGUGUUCCAGAAAAAGAAAAGCUGUACAUUAUACUUUAGUACUCUUCCGUAUAUUCAUUCGUUUCCUUGUGAGUCACAACUUCCUUAUUUUUUUAAAACUACAUACCGUAAAAUUCCAAAAAUAUUAAAGCCCUGGGGCUGUCCGCUUAAAAAAAUUGUGUAUGCCUCAUGAAAAGUCUUAAAAAUAUGCUCGAGAGCCUCGAAACGAUGACUGAUUCUGUCUCACUCCGUCCGCUGUUUUGAAAGUUUUGAUCACUGAGGCGAUGUUUUGAUUUGUUUGUUGAUAAACACAAGCGUGCCUUCUCAUUGGUUGAAAAGUGUGAUGUGACCAGUUGGCCCUGUCCUUAAAUUUAGGGAUAUUCUGGACUGUUAAAUGUAAAACCUAAUCGUAUGAUUGACUCGCAAAACGGAUGCCAUAUUGGAAAUGGAAUUAUACCUGAGCUGGGUGAAAUCCAUCACCUGUGUGCCUGAUUUUGAACUUUUGUCGCGCAUCUACGAGAGAGCAUCCUUCAAUGGUCGAUGAUUAUUAGGCAGAUUUUCUUUGUUUAUCAGAGGACCACACACAAAGCAUGAAGAGAAAGAGAUGCAAUAGGGCAUCAUUUUCUAGAUCCCGGAAGGUUGAAAGGAACAUUUUCAGCUGGGAUUCAUUAGCAGAAAAAAUGUUUUGUCGAACUUGUGGCGGUGUGUGUACUCAAAUAGUAGUGCUAAGAGAUGCAAAUUCCAACUAUGCUUUUAUCACAGAAACAGAAAAUUUCCGUUUAUUGUCUCUCCAGUUUAAAGUUGGAUGUUGAUAAAAUUUAUUGAUCGACUGUAUUAGUAAAGAACUGAAAACAAACAAAGACAACACAGCAAGUGUUUAUUCGUUUGCAUUUCGUUUAAAAAUAAUUAUAUACUUUAUAGACUAGACACUGGAAGGAGUAGAGUGGCUCCUUGCCCCCUGGGUAUAUUUUUUUCUGGGCUUUCUUUCUUUUUUUUUUGACCAGUGACUUGUCCUCUUGAGUUAGUGAUCUAUUUCACUUGCUAGCCCAUUGCCUAGUGUUCAAAAAAGUUAGUGUCGAGUACUGGGUUACCUUCUAACAAGGAGAACACUGCGAGCACAAAAAAUUUUUUGUUGAAACUGAUCAUCUCCCAAGUACCUGUACUGGUGGAUCUGCUCAGGUGGUUCAGAAGUGAUGGGUUUACAUGUUACUUUUCUUGUUCCCUUUACAGGUUCAAUGUUCAACGGUGAAUAUUAUUAUUAUUAUUUUGGUAAAGGACACAGUCAGUCAAAGGCAUGCAAUCACUUAUGUGAACAGCAGCAAGGACUUUUUGCCACACAGGUAAGAUGAAAUGUAAUAAAUACACCUGUACCCGCAGGUGCACUCUCUGCGUUGUUCGCUUAGUUGUGACCUGUACUGUAUUAAUUAUUAUCUUUUUUACAUGUAUAAUUUUGUCCAAAACAGUUAUGAGCCAGCGAAUGUGGUAUGGUUUGUAAGGUCUUGAGUCUUAAACAAGACCAAUAGUUUACUAUUAAUUUUAGCAUCUCGAAUAGGGUGUCUUUUUGUUCUGGAAGCCUAACUUUAUUCCACAAUAGUGACCCUCAUCCAAUUUCUCCCAACAAUAACACUUGCCUUAGGGCUGUCAUUAAGAGCCGGGGGCCGGGGAUUAAUAGGUCCAGAAGAAAUUCCUGGCUGAUUGUUUCCCUGCUUACUUGAAUGAAUGUGUACUCUUUUCCGGCUGAUGGCGAUUAGUACUGGAAAAUAAUUUUCCAUUAAGUACUUGUUACCCAGACUGAUAAAGUGAUGAUGUCAAUGGCGUUGUGAAAGAAAAUGUUACUAAAAAGCGACAGGAAUUUCGAUUCAGCCCUGGUGAAUGUUAUUUUCGAGCAUGUGCCUUGCGGAUUUGUGAUAACGCAAAGGAUUGUACCUCAAGAUCUUUUAUGCAUUUUUUUUUUCAAGUUCAAUCCUGAAGUCUUGCUUUCUAUGACAAUGUCAUCGAUGAGAAUUUGGUCAUUACAAGGAAAGUUUUGUUUAUGUGAGCACGUGCCAAUCGGAGGUUCGAUUGUCAUGUUGUGAAGUUCCUUCAACUCAAACUCAAGAUAAUUUUGUGAGUGAUGUUCCCUUCCAUGUUAUUGUUACGUUAGCUUGGUUUUGAUUGUGUAAAAUGUGACUGUUUCCUUGAUUUGUGAAAUGCAUGAUCAAAAUACAUGUAGCAAAAGUUGCACUUGGGGUUUUGCAUCUAAAUUUUCUUCAGAUUGCACCAGGUCAAUCCACCAGUUUUAAGCUUGUUGAUCAUUCACCGACACAUAACACCUCUACACAAAGAGUUAGGUCAUACAUACUAAUUAGUCUUAAUGCACACUGACGCAUUUCAUAGCACACGCAUCAGCUCAUCAGCUCAGACGACGCACGGACGCAUCCAGCCUGACGCAAUUGACUCGUCUUUCCUGGCACAUACACCUUGUAUGAGUUGUAUCACACGUAUAUUUUGGUUCGCUUAGUUCUGGCCUGCACUGUACUUUUCUCUUUCUCUCCUUCCCUCUUUUUUCGCUUUUCUUGCCUCAUUUUUUUCUCUUGCUGUGCAUUUAGUAGGCUUGAUUUUCGUGGAAAAGGUUUUUAGAAAUGCUUUGAGGAUGUUAGAAUUAUCUGAAAGGAAAGGCAGGUGGGUAGCAGUGGAACAAGAUUUUCAGGGAAAUCUUCAGGUCAAUAUUACAUGGUUUUUUGCCUUUUUCUCCUUGUGCUCAUUCUGGUAUGGUUUAAAAGAUCUCUUCACUUUGUACAAGUUAGUGGCCACAAGUUGUCCAUGACCGUUAAAACUGAUGAUGUCACAAGCAAUAGAAGCACAUGGGUUUAAAAGUGACACAGCAGUCUUGACUUUUACUUUUCUAUUUCUCUCCUCCCCUCUUUUUUCGCUUUUCUUGUCUAUUUUUUUUUCUCAUGCUGGGCUUUCAGUAGGCUUCAUUUUGGUGGGAAAGUUUUUUGGGAAAGCUUAAAUUAGGAUCCUAGAAUUAGAUGAAAGGAAAGGUAGGUUGAUAGUGGAACAAGAUUUUCAUGGAAAUUUUCAGGUCGAUGUUACAUGCAUUGUUUUUUGGCUUUUUCUGCGGUGUCCUUGACUGAAUUGUGCUCAUUCUGGUAUGGUUUGAAAGAUCUCUUCACUCUGCGCAAGUUAGCAGUCACAAGUUGUCCAUGAACGUUAAAACUGAUGAUGUCACCAGCAGUAGAAGCACAUGGACCGGCAUUCAUUUGCGGUUACGGGCGGCUCAGGGGCGAAUUGUUUAAUAAAAUCAUUUAUAUAAAAAGUAAACAGAACAGGGCCAAGAAUGGACCCCACUGAACUCCAUAUAAUUAUAAUCAACUGGGAGAGACUGCAAAGCCACAUCCCCAAUAGAAACAUACUAUCCAUUCCAGUGCUGAUGGAGACACACCAAGGCUACGAAGUUUAAAUACUUCUAACAACGUGUUGAGGUUUAUACUGUCAAACGCUUUUGACAUGUCCAUCAACACCAAUAUUGAUGUGAUUAUAUGCAACAUAGCUGGUAAACUAUCCUUACGGUAAGUAUUCUUGUACACUGUGCCUUUGGUGUGACGUAAUAAUUAUUAUCACUUGUGAGAAAAAUCGUCUGACCAAUCAAAUUGAUAGUAAUCAAUUUUUAACAGACGAUAUUUACUUGUUAAAUUGUUUUAUUUUCUCUUGAGACAAAGACAGAAAAAUCCUCCCAGACUUCCAUAAAUUAUUACUGAAUUUUUGGGGGAAACUCUGCUGGGAGACAAAGAGCGUUUGACUGUAUAAAUUUCAAGAAAUCUCCCAACCCCUGGAGUGUUUGUGCUACAAGUAACCUAUGGGACAAUAAAAUUUUGGGACACUAACACUUUAUCAGACAGUGUUCUUACCAGUGUUCUCACCAGUGUUUAUACUUUUCUUGGAAAUGCCAUUAAUGCUAUAAUUAGCCCAAGGGGUUCCAUGGGUGCAAGGAAGGAAGGAAGAAAACAAAAACAUACAUACAUUUCCUUAUAAUAUUAGCCAAAAUUUAAUUGGUUAUGGCGUCUUUACUCUAACUCACAGCUGUAAAACGUUGAGUUAAGUGUAUGUAAAAUUGGAUUAAUGUAUGAGUUAUCUACUCUUACUCAGACCUGUGAGUAAAGGAUUGAGUUAACUGUGCCUGUAUCUAAAAAUUGUGACCUGCUCUUCUCCCUCAUGACCCCUUUUCAGCUUCUCUAUGGGUUCUGUGGACCCCUAGUGUGGAACAUCUUGGUAAGAACACUACAGAGAUGAUGGGAUAGUAUGUUGAAAAGUAAUUUAGCUUUAAAACAUCAGUCUCAGAUAGAUUCACCAAUAGUCAAACCAAAGGCAGAAUGGAAGUGCUGUAAAGCAUUUAAGAAGGAUUAAUACAUGUAGGUCUUACCUCCCCUGGUGCUGUGCCUUGACGUGGCGGGGAGGCUUGGGUGCCCUUGGGACCACUAGAGCUAUGAUGGCGGGAGCUUACAUGUAUGUUCCUGGCAGGUUGAAUUAUGCCAGAUUGCUCCAAGGUAGAAGGGCCUGACUAAACAGCACCCUGGUCCUCCAGUUUGGAGGUUUAGUACAGGGUUAACAACUCUGCCUUGUCAAACACAACAUUUUAAAACUUCAAUAGAAAAAACAUGAUGAAAGCACCUACAGCUGUAGUAGAAGCCACUCAGUGGGAAAAGGACAAAUGAGCGAGAUGGAGAUCUUCUGAAGAAUGAGCUACAGAUGCAGCAAAAAAACUCCACCACUCUCAUUGAACUGGCCACCAAGUAAAUAACCACACCUGCACUUCUCUUUACACAGGUGAUAAAGAAAAUUUGUUACUACAAGAUAACAAGAGAUCAUCUCAGAGGAAUCCAGACAGAACUUAUGUCAAGGAUCAGUCUCAAACUUCUCAAUGCAUGUGCCACCCAACACCAGGGAAUCCAGGUUCCACAACUGCAUCCCUGAUGCCUGCCCCAUACAUUCCAGAUAUCUGCUGGAAACUUGAGGAAGAUACUACUUGUAUGAGAUUGGAUUCCUUACAGUUGCUGGUGGCUUGUGUAUGACUAGAUUCCAAUGAAAGCUGAACUUGUGGAUAUGGUGUAGUGGUGUUUGGCCGAUGAACUGUUGUGACAGAAAGCGGUGUCACUUGGGGUGCAUUGACCUUUGGGAUGAUAAGGAUUUACUAGGAUCGGAGAUCCCAGACCACUUGGAUCAUGGUAGAUCAAAUGAACCAAUGAAUUUUUGUUCAGAGUGGAGUCCUCAGUUCAUUAUUGAUCUACCAUGAUCUGAGUGAUCUCGCAUCACUUAUCCUCAUUCGGAUCAUCUCAAAGAACCCACUCUUAAUAAUCUACAUGCCACGAGAGAUCAGCAAACAUAGAACCGGUCAACCUACAAACCAGUAAGUAUGGAAACCAGAAACUCAUACUAACUGUUAUUCCCUAUUUGUAGUGUUCAACUACAAAGGCAUCCCGUGUGCUUGCCCUAUUGCUGUAGUGUGGACCUGGUAAACCCAGGAUACCCAAAUAAGUUGGUACUCAAACUGACUGUUUCUCUACUCCUGUUGUGAUUUUGGUCACUGCAUGACCAUUUACCUGUCUUCAUUUGAUUAUGGCUAUCAUUAUCACUCUUGCUCAAAUCCUUGAAGGAACACAGCUUACAGCCGUCAACAUACAGCAGAUUUAUAAGUGGGAUUAAGAGACGCUUGAUCUAUGGCGGUUGUUGUUUUUUCAAUCUCAGUACACUUUUUGACAUGACACAUUGAUUUGAAUUUAAAUAUUGACUUUUGUACAUGUACUUGUUAUCAUAAUUUCAUAUAUCAUUUAUUAAAAGGAGUGUGGUGGUAGGAUUUUCUCACUUGUCAUGUGGAAGAAAGCGGAGCGGGUAUGGAGGCUGAACCACUGUUGCUUUUUUCCCUCCACCAUGUACCCUAGAUUUGUCGAUCAGGUAUGUGACUUAAUUCAAUUUUUUGGAUUAAUAACUGUCUAAUACCUUUCAUUGAGAAUUGACAUUACAUGGUUUUAAAGUUGGAAAAAGCUGUUAAACAAGUAUUUUGUUAUACAUUGUGAUGCUGAUUGCUCUAUGGACCUCCUAAACACCUGAUUUAAUAACACACCCACUCAGUCAGUUCUCAUACUGACUGUUCCUCUUCGUUUGUCGUCUUCUUGGAUCCACAACUCCACACUGAUCCCUAUACAUUCCAGAUAACUGACUGGAAACUUGUGGAAGAUACUACUUGUAUGAAACUGGAUUCCUUAUGGUGGCUGGAUGCUUGAGUAUGGCCGGAUUCCAAUGAAAGCUGAACUUGUCGAAGGUGUAGUGGUGCUUGGCCGAUGAACUGUUUCGGCAGAAACCGGUGUCACUUAAUCUACAUAACACGAUAUCAGAAAUCAUAGAACCGGCCAACCAAUAAACCAGUAAGUAUGGAAACCAGUCACUCAUACUAACUGUUCUUCCCUAGUUGUAGUGCUUAACUACAAAAGCAUCCUUAAUGCCUUCCCUUUUUGCUGUGGUGUCAACCUGCCCAUUGGAAGAACCUGCCACCCAACUCCAAGAAAUUCAGGAUACCCAACAUGCCUUCUAAGUCAGUCAGUACUUAUGCAGACUUUUCCUCUGCCCCUGUUGUGAUUGUGAUCAGUGCAAGUCCCUUGAGCUAUCUGCAUUGAUUAUGGCUAUCGUUAUUGUUCUUGCAGAAGUUUUUGGAGGACAAUACUUAUUAUAGCAGUGAACAAACAGCAGAAUUAUCAGUAGGAAUAGCAGACUCCUUAUCAAAUGCAAUUUGGUGGAGACACACUUCUGUUUGACUAAAACAUUGAUUUUAAUUGAAACAUUGAAUCUUUGUACUUGUUAUCAUCUUCAACCCUUCAAGUUAAAGUUUUUACUCAAUCGCCAUUUGGAAACCAACUCUUUUGGUUAAGGAAGACUUUUUACAAAUGAAGUUGCCAGCUCCAAAAUUUUAGGCGCCAUGGCGACCAAAAUGGUCGCAACUUGGAGGGUUAAUAUUUUAUAUUUUAUUUUCAAAUUAGAAGGAUUGUGGGGACAAGACUGCUUGUCUGCUGUGGCGAAAAAAGCAGAGAUGACAAAGAGAAGCCAUUGCCAUUGUUUUUCUGAUUUUGAAGGCACUUUGGAUUGAUGGUAAGUGACUUGGCCCCAUAUUAAGCAGACACUUAAUAUUAAGCAAACAAAUAGAUGUUUCUUUUCUUCAAACAUAGAACCGGUCAACCUAUAAAUCAGUAAGUAUGGAAACUGGAAACUCAUACUAACUGAUACUGUAUGUGUCUGUAACUUAAUAUCCAUUUCUUUGUUUUACUAGUUGAGAAGGGCAAAUCACAACUGUUUGGGAAUUUUCAUCUUCUGUAUCUUGUCUUGAAACUGACCUGCCUUGAGCAGGGUUGUCAAAAGUAGCUGGCUGCCGACGAAAAUCGAUACCUUCUUGGUUAGUACCGGCAGGCUACUGGGCUUGGCAUUUCUUUAUGAAUGGCGUUUUUUAAAUAAAAUAUCCCUGGACUGGUCACUUACUUUGACAUGUCAGCUGUCUACUUCAAAACAUUUUGACAACCCUGUUUGAGGGAAAGAGCAGAGCUGAAAUGGAGAAGCCAUUAUUGUUAUGUUAUCCACCCAGUACCAUGGAUUAGUUGCAUGUCACUUAAGUUUUAAUUUUUGAACUGAUUAUUCUCUCAAGACAUAUAGCUUUAUCUCUGUAGCUUUCUUUAUGAAUAAACACUCCAUGGUUUUCAUGGAAAAAAGGACAAAUCACACUAAGGGUGACUAGAAGCACAACUCUUGUGAUACAUUUUGUCACUGUUUUUUAACUGAUUGUUUUUUCUCUUCUUUUUAGGGUAGCCUUUGUCAAUGCAGAUCAUGAACUGCACAAUGUGUCUGGCAUUAUUCUGUCACCUUACUGUGAAUUGGACUUACCUGAUAAUUGA